ACAUAACACUAGGUACAAGCGUGACUCAUAAAAUAGAUUCUAGUUUGAUCCCGAAAUUCUGAGGUUGGUGCCUGCAAGGUAAUGCACAUAACAAAUGCGAAAAUCCUAAGAAAUUGUCGUCUUUUUGUAUAGUUUUCUAUCAAAAGUAAAUAUACUACUACUGAGUACUGAUUGAUAUUUUUAGUAUACAAUAUACAGUUACAGUAAUACAGUAAUUAGUAACAUGACUCAUGGGUACGGGGUAAUAAUAAAUAAUGACUUUUAAGUACAACGUGUAACACUAAUAAUUAUAUAUUAGAUUAUUAUUAGAUGAUUAAUAAGUAAUGAUACAUUAAUAUUAUAUCACUGUUUUAGGUUAGUUGUAUCCAUUCUGCGAAAUGUCGAGACCUCCAGCACACCCUAAAGGCUGGGCACCGGCACCAUCAGUGACUUCUCCGCCUGUGUCUUUUCGACCAGCGACUCCAACACGACACUCGCCGAUCCACCGUCUCCCACCACCGUACAUUCCUUGCCCAAAACCGAUGAGGCCCACAUCAUCUCCGUUGCCUGCUGCUGCACCACAACCUUUUAGAUACCCAUCACCGUGUCCAUCGCCGCAAGUAUAUGAACCAACAUCAAUGCCGUCGUACAGACCCCGAGAAUUUGUGGUGCUCGAAGCUCCGUCACCACAACAGUGGUCAGACGAAGAAAACACGACCGACGGCCGUUCAACAGCAGAAAUAAUUGCGCAACAAUCACAGGAUUAUGUUGAUGAAAAAUUGGCGGAGUAUCAGGCUACAAUUUACAUGCUACAAGUCAUUAAAUGGAAUAUUGACAAUGUAAAUCGUAUAACUGCUUUGUACUUACUACGUGUCUACGUACUACCUACAACAUUACAAAAGAUUGACAAUAAUGAGUAA
This is a messenger RNA of Rhopalosiphum maidis (corn leaf aphid), 899 nucleotides long. Its product is annotated as extensin-like. The record is from RefSeq and is a predicted model, not a curated record. The transcript has 3 exons. The coding region runs from base 378 to 899 and encodes 173 amino acids. NCBI's taxonomy places the organism in Eukaryota, Metazoa, Arthropoda, Insecta, Hemiptera, Aphididae.